AUGAGUGCUGUAGAACGAGCUGUUCCUCGAGUUGAUGUUCUUCUUCCUAGCAAAAUGGUUGAGGACGUUUCGAUCAAUUUAUCGAGCGACAAGGAUGAAAUUGCUGGAUGCUUCAACAGAAGAUUGUCCCGUGUCUCAAGGUUGCGCGACAUGUUCCAGACUGGUAUUAUUCGUCCAGUCGAGGAGAUCGACAGUUCCUUUGACCAGAUCGAGCCUUCUGGUGAGUGUCCACAUGAUACUCACAACCACUUCCUAAGAACAUUUCCUGGUUCCCCACCUCUGUCGGCCCUACGAAAUCAUCGCGCACGUGCUGCACAACAACCGGAGUCGUUGGAACACCGUCAAGAUAAUUCUACGCCUUCUCACAGCACCGCCAAAAGUUCUUCCUGUACUUCACCCGGUGUACCCAACAGAUCUGUUCCUACGUCUUUCUCCACUGUUACUCCACCGGCUCGACCCCCAAAACCACGCAAUCUAACUUUGGAUUCGAGCCUUCCUUCGAAACCGCCGCCAACUUUACCCAAGGCGUAUAUCCCCUCGGAGCCGAAGAAUUCCGUAGCCGCGAGCGAUCGCUGUGCAAACACCCAGGCGAACUCAGUGUCUAGCGGAUCAUCUAACAUAUUCUCCGCCCACUUAAAUGAUACAACUGACCUCGCGAAACAAAUUUCGUUCGACCGCUCAAUCGACACCACCGUUUCUUCAGUUUCUGUCUCCGCAUCUGAAGUUGCCACUCUGGAUGCUACAGUGGCUUCUUCUCAGGUUCUCACUAUCAACACAUCAGACACUCCUCUCCUUACAUCUAACCAUCUGGCCUCACCGGCUUCAUCUGUUGCUUCAAAUGGUGAGUUUUCUCAUUUACCGUUUCCUCAAGGUGGUUUUUUACCGGUCCAUCUGGAAUUUCGUCUACACUCUUAUUAA
This is a messenger RNA of Dicrocoelium dendriticum, 918 nucleotides long. The record is from the annotation of a GenBank genome assembly. NCBI's taxonomy places the organism in Eukaryota, Metazoa, Platyhelminthes, Trematoda, Plagiorchiida, Dicrocoeliidae.